Molecule: messenger RNA, 3528 nt
Organism: Talpa occidentalis (Iberian mole)
Lineage: Eukaryota; Metazoa; Chordata; Mammalia; Eulipotyphla; Talpidae
Product: maestro heat-like repeat-containing protein family member 1
Exons: 22
Coding region: 1111-3528 (805 amino acids)
Cellular component (GO): cytoplasm
Source: RefSeq, a predicted model, not a curated record
UUGUCUCUGUCCUGUGGAGAAACACACUGCGUGACACCGAAAGGGGAGCUAUGGUGAAACCUUUCCCGGAAUGAAGCCAAGGACCCCACACUCCAAAUUCAAACUCCAAGGUGAUAGUGUCAGAAUUGAGUUAAUUGCUUGUGGCGGAAAACAUACACCUUGUACAAACUUUCAGAAAAAUUUGUAGGGAUCAUCUAAUCCAAUCUCUUCACUGCACCAAGGGGACCCCACACCCAAGGAAGGACAGGCUUGGAAAUGGACUAUAUUCCAGUUAUGGAAAACUGUCAUACUGGACAUUCAUGGACAAUGCUGCUGCCUAAUUGUUGCUUCUCUUACACACAUUGUAACCCUGAAAAAAGACGUCUCCUAAUGUUAUGGAGCAGCCCCGAUAUAAAACAGGUUGCCUGGCUGUGGGUCCUCACCCACACGCUUAAAAGGGACUUAUGAAUACUCCACUACAGGCACACACAAAAGGUUCAUAAAAGGUUUAUUUACAAGGGAAAAGGAAUUGAGGAAAUGUACAACUCAGGGAGAAAAUAGGGAAAUAAAGUCUUCAAUACGUCCUACCCGAUCUGCGGACCUGGAAACCCAAUGGCACUCUGAGAGCUGGCUGAGUGCUGCAAGCUGGCGGAGAGCCAAAAAAGGGAGCCUCCCAAAGCCCACGUGUCUGGUUUUAUACCAAACCUGGCUGCUUAACUCCACCCUCAGGUUCCAGCCACCUUCCCUUUGUGGUGAUGGGAUUUGUCUUUCCCAGUGUCCUGAUAGCUUUGGUCUGGAAUGGGGGUGGAGUCCACAAAGCCUGUAUGAAAUUAGCUUUAGGACAUCCUUUUCCCCCUAACAAUUAGACUACACCCUGAGUUCUGUGCCACCAUAGUACAUGGUGAACUAAAAAUUAAAAGGGGGAUUGUAACAGCGUGGUCCCCAGGAAAGGGGUUUCCUGCCCCACCCAAGGGAGGGUGGAGUUGAACAGGGAGAGAAACAGCUGCAGAGGAGACUGAGAAAAGGUAGGAAGCAGGAUGAAGAGCCAGAAAGAGACUUGGAGGAGGCACUGGAAGCUGAGAGACAUGUGAAGAAACCGCUUGCCUUUUGGUCGUGGCCUGGGUGACACAGAUGUGGAAAAUUUCAGGCAUUCAUUCUAAACUCCGGUUCAGAAAGUCUAGUUCUGAUGAUAGACCUAUUGUCUAUCAUCCCGAACAAGGCAUGUUAAUAGCUACGAUAGCCUCCCCAGAGACGACUCACAGGGACUUGGCAUGGGAUGUCUCAGAAAAGACCAUUGAGAACUUUAAUGACGCCCUCCAAGUUUCUGGUCAGUUGUCAGCAGAUACUAUCCUCCAAACCCUCAAGAUGCUGGAAAUCAAAAUCACGAGUAACAAGUUGUCACCUCCACUGUGCCAGAAAGUGACAGAUGUCAUCAUCAAGUAUCUGAGGACCUUGAAGCCAUCCAAAGAAUUGGAGGAGAAAUGUACUGCAGUCCUACUGGCUAUAGGGUCCUACCAUCCGGAAAUGAUCACUGAAAAACUCUGGGACAGAGUUUAUCUGUACACCUUGCCUCCCAGAAGCCUCCUGGUUGCCGUUGGGAAACUCACCGUCUGCCCGGGUAUAGCCCACUGCAUUGGCACCACAUGGGAACAUAUCCUGCGCCUUCUGGGGAUGACCCAGGAAGAGGAAGACAUGUUGGCAUUAUGUCAAGCACUCAGUGGAUUGGUCGUCAAUGUCCGAAAGCAUCUGGAUCUGGGCGCCCACGCUGAUGAAGUGAUGGACAUCACACAGGAGGCAGUGUCCAUCAAGGCCUACUAUACUCUCCGGGUGCUCUUGAACCGUUGGCCCAUGAAGACCAAGGAGGCAGAGCAAGCUCUGGUCAUUGCCGGCCACCUCUUCUUCCUCAUUGCACCAUCCAAACUCAAGAACCAAGUGAACCAUUUAGUCCGCUGGCUGAUGAUGUUAUUCACCCAUGUGACACCUUUCUACAUCUCCCAGUGUGUCUGCCAGCUCGUGGACUCUCUGGCUCUCAGCGGCUGUGGAGGGGUGAACUUGGAGUCCCAGCUGGAGAACUUGACGGCCAUGCUGUUGAGGCUGCUGACCGUAAAGGUCAACACCGCAGACCCCCACUCUGUGCAGAACAGCCACCUCGUCCUGAGGACUUUCAGUGUCCUAACCAAGCUGUACAGUGACCAGGUGGUGUUCUUGUUACGCAAGACCAUGGAAACCAGGGACCCGGACAUGGUGGCAUCCGCUCUCCAAGUCUUCAUGGAUUUGUUCCAGGAGGUGACCCAGUCUGAGAAGAGGAAGAGUGAAAUCCUGCACUCCACCAUUAUCAUGGUCCAGACGGACCUCAAACCCGUGAGGAAGGAUGUGCUGCGCUUCAUCGAGAUGCUGGGGCAGCACAAAUACCUGGCCCUGCCCCAGAGCAAUGCCAUCCUCGACUACAUGGUGAAGCUCAGCGUAUCGGACUCCUUUAAUGAAGUGGACAUCCGAAUACUGUGUUCAAAGAUUCUCCAGAUGGUCUCCUUGCCAAGACUGGUCACCGUAAUGUGUGAGCCCAGCAGUGUCUUGGCCUUUGUGCCACUGUGUGAGACAGUCUUGGAAAUGGCUCUGAAGGCCCAGUCCCAGGGCAAGACCCCCUACCUCAGCGGCUUUCAUCUCACACCCACCCAGUUUGUAACCCCACAGAACCUCCUGUCCUGCCUCGUGAUGCUUUCCAUAAGGCCCUACAGACAAAAGAACAUUGGUGCAAGCUCCCUCAAGCUACUACAUGCCCUGCAUCCUAUCACCUCUCUGCACCCCGUUAUCAAUUCAGAUGUGGGCCAGCUGUGGAUGAAAGAGAUCCCCAGGAUGGUUCAGUUCUUGGAGGAGCACAAUGAGAAGACCCUCAUUCAGGAGAAGUGGGAGAGAUGGCUGCUCAAGUUUUCAAGUCGCACCCUGGUGGCCAUCAAUGAUGACAAGUGGCUGGAGCACCUCAUCAGGGUCAUCUUGAAGAAGAUUCAUUAUUUCAGCGAGGCUGAUGAGAAGACUUUCCUGUAUAAAUUCUUCGGCUUCACCCUGUGGUCCUCAAGUGACAAGACAUUGGUGCAGAUGAUGAUCACCGCCUUGGUCCUGACCACCCACGAGGACUUGGCAGAGCGGGAGGGCAUUGCCGUGGCAAUCAGUAUCGUGGCCACGAGACACCUGAAGGUGGUUCUGGACCAGCUGCAAGUAUACUGUGCUGUGCUCACCAACAAGGACACCUCAUACAUCAACCUAAUGCCGAAGGUGAUGGCGUUCCCGGGGGAUCCGCCAGCUCCCACACAAAGCCUUCUAACACACCCUCAUAACCCCAGUCUCCCCGCUUCUCUGAGGCCUUGUGACUCACCUAUAAAGAGUUUCUCUUUGGCUCUGAUCCAUGGUGGGCAGUUUCAUCACCCCCACAUUUCCCUUGCCCUGAAUUCCUGCUGCAGGUCCUGCAAACACCCCUACCCCCAACCAUAUUUCUCCCUUUCCAGCUGCUCCCCACUCCACGGCCUUAUCUUCCCUUUCAAGUCCUCUGGGUAA